CCUUCUCGAGAUGUACGGAGCUUCAGGUAUCCCCGAGCUCAUCCCGCCCAGUGGGCCGCCCCGGCAGCCCGGUCCGGCCGGACAGUACAACCCGGGACACCCCCAGGUCAACGGCCACGGCAGCGGGCCCAACCCUCAGAGACUCGGGCAGAGAGCACCCAAGCUGGGUCAGAUUGGUCGGUCCAAGAAAGUGGACUUGGGUGAUGAAGACUUGGAUGACAUCAUGAACAACAACGGGCAGUGUCCUGUAUCCUUGUCGCCCAUCUCCUAAACUUCACCAAGAAGUGCCAAAAAAAAUCCCCCGGGACGCCAAAACUCCCUGUCAGUGAUCUUGGCCUUGAUCCUGUCAAGUGUCCUACUGAAGCUUCUGAUGGCUCAACAAGGCACAAAAAUGGCUAAUUUAGCGCCAGCUGAAGCCUAGGCCCUCUUUGUAAAUAGUGUUUAUUUAACUUACCUUUUGGUCAGACUGUGAAUGAAUUGUACUGCAUUGCCCUCUACUCUAUACCUCGGUAGGUACUAGACUAUCAGGACUUGAGAAGGAUUUGAAGAAAGUGUCUAUAUUUUUCAGAGCUUCUUAACAAGGGCUACAUUUCUAAAGUUGCACUGAGCAAAUGGUUUGAUGAAAAGCAGCCUCUCACCAGCCUGUUUUCUGGUAUGGGUUACUGAUUGUCUGCGAGUCGGUCGUGUGAGGGAACACAAGCCUGUAAAUGUGUACCACACAGGUGAAAUGUUAUGCUUAGGUUGUGCAAUGACUAUCAUUCUCUACUCUCACACUGAUGCAAGUGGUGUACUAUUAUCCAGUGGAUGAAAGCUCGCUAUUUACGGGGGAAAAAACUACUGCUAAUUAUUUAUUGUUUAAAAAAACAAGAAGAAACACUUUGUUGUGUUGUUAUGGCUUCUACAUGUUUUUUACUUGUUUCUGAAUGGAUAUUGCUUCAGUCAUCUAUAACUGAGAUGUAUUAUGUUUCCAAAUGGUGCACUUUGUGGGAAUGCCUGUUAUGUGCAGUGACAUGUUGCAGAAUUCAAUGCAUGGAGUCUGUUAAAGCAUCAAAACACGUAACUGGUAUCCCGUUAUCAAGGGCUAUGUAGAAGUAUUCCAGACCAUGUCACCGUUUUGCUCUUUAGAUCAUGCAGAGUCAACAUUUCUCUGAGCUCAUUGUUAGCUUGAGUUGCUGACUCAGCGGGAAAAUAUCAUAAACAAGACAACAACUGACUUAUGGAGGAUUUGUGUGUUUUCAGUGGCAGGGUUUCCCCAGUUGGCCAGACAACUGUGAUGCAAAGAAUGUGUACAGUUCUAAAUGUUUUGAAAAAAUUGCCAAAUGAUAUUUAACGCUACAUCAGAUUGAACUGAUUCAACUUAAUUCUGAUUGGCUUAUCAUGAUGAACAACACCUACUUUGUAUUAGUGUUUAGUUGUAUAGCAGUACAAAGUGCUUGCUUAACUACACCUAAAUGACGUCAUGACAUUGUUCAGGUUCAAGUGGACUGUUUAAAGAUAAAGUCAGCCUCCACCUUAUAAUUACAGUAUGGGAUCAUGGAAAGCAAACAACAGCUUACGAUUAGCUCUCACUGCUGAGACAAUCCUACACUGAUGUGUUUUGGGUCAUCUGGGUUUUUUUAAAAGAUGCACCUAAUGACAUAUUAUUGCUUACAAAGGCUCAUGCUGAUGUCAUGUUACCUUGUUGGCUGUGAAAUUGUUACUACUUUAAUUUUUUUGUUGUGUCAUGAAAGCACUGCGUUUCACAGCUCAUUCUCUGACUCAAAGAUUGUUGUUUGGGUUGUGGUGGCCGUUUGCAUGGAAAUGGUCGACUUUUCUUAAUGCAUCUCGGGAAAUAAAGGAUGAAUCUUUGUGAAA
This is a messenger RNA of Thunnus maccoyii (southern bluefin tuna), 1854 nucleotides long. RefSeq lists its product as uncharacterized. The record is from RefSeq and is a predicted model, not a curated record. Gene Ontology annotation, biological process: negative regulation of protein kinase activity. The transcript has 2 exons. Gene Ontology annotation, molecular function: calcium-dependent protein kinase inhibitor activity; protein kinase binding. NCBI's taxonomy places the organism in Eukaryota, Metazoa, Chordata, Actinopteri, Scombriformes, Scombridae. Bases 11 to 271 code for a protein of 86 amino acids.